UCGCUAAGAAGAUGAACAAGCUGUACAUCGGGAACCUGGGCGAAAACGUGUGCCCCAUGGACCUGGAAAGUAUCUUUAAAGAGUCCAAGAUUCCUUUCACCGGCCAGUUUCUUGUGAAGACGGGAUAUGCUUUUGUGGACUGCCCCGACGAGAAUUGGGCUAUGAAGGCCAUCGAGGCACUUUCAGGUAAAGUGGAGCUGCAUGGUAAACUCCUAGAAGUUGAACAUUCAGUUCCCAAAAGACAAAGGAGUCGAAAACUUCAAAUCCGAAAUAUUCCACCACACUUGCAGUGGGAGGUCCUAGAUGGUUUGCUGGCACAGUAUGGAACUGUGGAAACGUGUGAACAAGUGAAUACUGACACAGAGACUGCAGUAGUAAAUGUAACAUACGCCAAUAAGGACCAGGCCAGGCAAGCAAUAGAAAAGUUGAACGGAUUCCAGCUUGAAAACUAUUCAUUAAAAGUUGCAUAUAUUCCUGAUGAAAUGGCAGCCCAACCACCUCCUCAGCAGCACUCUCAAGGUAGACGUGGAUUUGGGCAGAGAGGUCCUCCUAGACAAGGUUCUCCAGGUGCAGCAACAAGACAGAAACCACAGUCUGAUGUUCCAUUACGGAUACUUGUUCCAACCCAGUUUGUAGGAGCUAUUAUUGGAAAAGAAGGGGCCACAAUCAGAAACAUCACAAAGCAGACACAGUCAAAGAUUGAUAUUCAUCGUAAAGAAAAUGCAGGAGCUGCUGAAAAACCGAUCACAAUCCAUUCUACUCCAGAAGGAUGCUCAACUGCUUGUAAAAUUAUCAUGGAAAUAAUGCAAAAGGAAGCUCAAGACACUAAAUUCACAGACGACAUUCCUUUGAAGAUACUGGCACAUAAUAAUUUUGUUGGCCGACUCAUUGGUAAAGAGGGACGGAAUUUGAAAAAAAUUGAACAGGAUACUGACACUAAAAUAACAAUAUCUCCAUUGCAGGACUUGACACUAUAUAAUCCAGAACGAACCAUUACAGUUAAAGGCAGUAUUGAUACAUGUGCCAAGGCUGAGGAGGAAAUAAUGAAGAAAAUCAGGGAGUCAUAUGAAAAUGAUAUUGCUGCUAUGAAUCUUCAAGCACAUUUAAUCCCAGGGCUAAAUCUGAAUGCCUUGGGUUUAUUCCCACCUUCUUCUUCUGGGAUACCACCUCCCACAGUGGGUGUUGCUCCAGCCACUGCGUCCUCUUCAUAUCCUCCAUUUGGGGUAAUUCUAUCUCUUUUUAAUGAUUUGUAUCCCGCCUGUGUUUUCUUUGCUUUUGCAUUCCAGCAACAACCAGAAUCUGAGACAGUUCAUCUGUUCAUACCAGCCUUAGCAGUGGGGGCCAUUAUUGGCAAGCAAGGGCAGCACAUCAAGCAACUUUCUCGCUUUGCAGGUGCUUCUAUUAAGAUAGCACCUCCUGAAGGACCAGAUGCCAAACUGAGAAUGGUGAUAAUUACUGGACCACCCGAGGCACAAUUCAAGGCCCAAGGGAGAAUCUAUGGGAAACUUAAGGAAGAAAAUUUCUUUGGACCUAAAGAAGAAGUUAAACUUGAAGCUCAUAUAAAAGUGCCAUCUCAUGCUGCUGGUAGAGUUAUUGGCAAAGGUGGCAAAACGGUAAAUGAGCUUCAGAAUUUAACAAGUGCAGAAGUUGUUGUUCCUCGUGAUCAGACACCAGAUGAAAAUGAUCAGGUGGUUGUGAAAAUUACUGGUCAUUUCUAUGCAUGCCAGCUUGCCCAACGAAAAAUUCAGGAAAUACUGGCUCAGGUAAGAAGACAACAACAACAACAACAGAAAACAGCACCAAGUGGACAGCCUCAGCAGAGACGAAAAUAAAGGUUUAGUAAAAGACCCUUCAGAGACAGAUGCCAAACCAAAGAGAGAGAGAGACAGAGAGAAGACAGAGGAGAGAGAGAGAGAGAGACUAAAUUGUAAUGGACAGGUUAUGGGCACCUGUUGGAAUGAUAUACAAAAGUUUCACCAAGCCAGUUUGUUUCAGGACCAGGCGCAGUUGGCAUACUGUCUCUGAGAAUGUAUUCUUUAGGCGCUCUUUAUUUUUGAAACCCAGCUUUAAACUAAGGAACCCUUUCACUUCCCUUUUGUUCUAUUCUCACAGUUUAACAUAAACUUGCUAGUUUUCUUUCAUGGUUCUUACUAUUCCCCAGCAAUAUUAGACAUUGAUUUAAUGAAGCUUUCUCUUUCGAGUUCAUUGAUAUAAAAAAGUAAAGGCAUUGCUAUUCUAUUCCACUUGUAAAAGAAGCAAAGAUAAGGAGAAGGUUUGAUUUGGGGAUGGGACUGGAGUUUAGACAAGGGCAUUAACAAAGAGGUUAAGUGUUAUUCCCAACGUUAACUAAGUGGCUUUUUUUAAAAAACCCCUUUGGCUGCAUUUAUACACAAUACUGCCAUGUAUAAACUAAGAGGUUUCAGUGAUGUUGGCCAAGCAUAAAAAGACAAAUAUGCAUUUUACUAAACUACCUCAGGCAUUUAAUACCUCAAAUAAGAAAUUAUUCCUUUUUUGCUUUUUUUUUUUUUUUUUGCUUUUUUUGUAUUUUGUAUACUUUAUAAAGCUAAUAGUUUUUGAGCAUUUUAUUUUUUUAAAAAAUGAUAAAUUUGAUCAGCCAACAAGGUAGGAGUGCUACAAAAUUUAUUGAGAUGGAACAAAUGUUGUGAGUGACUUCUGUUGGCUGACAGGAGUGAGAUGGAAAAAAAUUAGUUUCAGAUUAUAUAUGAGGGUGUCAACACAAUCAUUUUUUGGGGGGUGGGUAGGGAAUCCAUGAAUGUUCUGAUUAACCUAAACAAAUGCCAAUAUACUCAUUGCAGCAAUGCCAUUAUUUUUCUGUUAAGAUGGGAUGAAAAAAAUUGAUGGUACGUUAUUGGGAACAGAACAAGGAAGUGAUGGCAAGAGGCUGGGACUUCUGGGUAAAUGCUAAGAAGUCUGUUAGAACUGGACGUUUUUUUUCUUGUAUUACUUGAUUGAAUGCAUGAACCCUUUGUGCCUUUGACCAUCACUCUCUGCCUACUAAUACUAAAAUAUUUGCAGCCUAUUUGUAUGUUCUGUAUCAAAGAGCAAGCUUCAUCUUGAGUUUGGUAAUGUGCUUGAUCAGUUAGCAGUUUGGAGGCAUGGGUUCUCUGCUUUCCAGCAAUUGCUUCGUACUCUUUUCAGUUAUUGUAUUGGGUGUUGGGUGAGGGAGGUGAGAUCAACAUUGUUUGAUGAUCCCAUUUAAAGGUAAUGAAAGGCUAAGUUUACAUAUCCUCUAUUAAAGGCCACACUAAGCCACUUCGAAGGGUUUUUUUAAAAAUAAAAAUAAAUUCAUACAACCUCAAGCUUGGCUUAUAAACAAGAUACAGCAGCAUUUAUGCACAUUCUGCAACAACCACAAACUAAAAACGAACUAAAAAGCAGGGAUCACAGAAAAAAAAUUUUUUUUUCUUUAAUUUCAGAAUGUAAUUUGAAUUGUGAUUGUGGUAAUAUGCAUUCAAGUUUCUACACAAACUUCAGUCUACCUCAGUUUAACAAUGUGGCAACAAAUGGUGCAUAAAGACUGCUGUGUGUGUGCAUGCCUCCCUGGGUGCACGAGCCAUGCUAUUACCUCGGACCCUUUUGUUUGUAAUGUUUCUGUUCAUGAGAAGAUUGGGACUGCUAUGCUGCACUGUUUGGAGGGGCACAAUUAGCAAAAACAGUUUGUUUCACCAUUUUGUUGAUCUACCUCUUAGAUUGAUAAGAAAAUAGAGGCAUUUCUACAUAGAAUAGAUCAUUUGCCCAAAGAUUAUGGUUAUACAGAUUAGAUAAUUUUUUUGGGGGGGGGAAGUUUCUCUUAUUUUACUGCAUUUUUCUUUACUAAUUGGCUUAAAAAUACAAGUAUAUGUAGUAGUUUAGCAGAAAAAAAGAAAAACAAGUUUCUUGGGGGCUUGGAAGGGGGAACAAUACUUUACCUAAACUUUAGGAUAUUUUUUUUCUUAUAAUGAACUUUUACAAUUACUGAAGUAAGAAGAUGGACAUAAUGUUUUUUAAAAAUCUGAGUUCAAUAUUAUUAAUUUUGGCAAAGAUUGAUGAUUGUUUUCCUUAAUAGCUUUAUUUUACAAAAUAAGUGCUACUUUACAUCUGCUGACAUAAAUAUUGUCAUUUUUCUUUAAAUUUGUAGAUUUUAGUGUGAUAAAAUCAUGUCUUUUAGUUUCAGUUGAGAUAUGACAAUAUGAAGUAUUUCAUAUAGCUAGGAAGUGAAAUUUUAAAUGAUUUCAGUGUUCAAUAAAGUAUUGAUCAUUUCUUCUCUGUAAUGUGCCCCCUAUGCAGCUUCACUUGCCAGAUGCCUCUGAAUGGAAUAAAGAGUUUAACUCCUACUAUCAGAUAAAUGUGUCUUUGUUUUAUUUGGUAAGAGAAAGAGGUUAAAGAAACUGAAAGAAUGGAGGAGAUCUUAAAAGCUUAUGUCCAUUUUUUAAAAAUGUAUUGAUUGAUUCAUGGGGCUGAAAUGGAAAUCCUUGCCAGAACAGAAUAAUUAACACGGCAGUUCACACUGGUAGUUCAGAUAUAUUGCAUAUUUAGUCUUAUUUAUAAGCUGCCCAGAGAAGAAGCUGUACUAACACUAUGAUUCUAAAUACAUACAACUGCACGAUUCUGAAGUUUGCUUCAUCAAGAAUAGAAUGAACUGAAACUGAUAAUGUCAUAAGUGAACUCAAAUGACUCAAUAUUCAUAUUGUAAAAUUGUGGUAUCAAUUUACCUUCAUGCCCAAAGACUUAAUUUGGAAAAUUUUAAUACUGAUAUGAGUUCUCUUACACUUUCCUAUCAUUAGAGGAGACUGGCAGGCUGCUUUGUGUGCACCUGUGAGCAUAACUCUUACCAAACACGUAAAUAGUAUUGAAGUUUUGUUGAGUAAACCUUGUGGGUUUAAUAACUUGCAGUGAUAAUAAAACAGAAUUUGAGCAAUUUGUUCGAUCUGCUUAAGUCAGGGUGUCAAAUUUUAUUUCAUUGAGGACCGC
Molecule: messenger RNA, 4971 nt
Organism: Thamnophis sirtalis
Lineage: Eukaryota; Metazoa; Chordata; Lepidosauria; Squamata; Natricidae
Source: RefSeq, a predicted model, not a curated record